Molecule: messenger RNA, 1650 nt
Organism: Polyodon spathula (Mississippi paddlefish)
Lineage: Eukaryota; Metazoa; Chordata; Actinopteri; Acipenseriformes; Polyodontidae
Product: zona pellucida sperm-binding protein 3-like
Exons: 9
Coding region: 282-1628 (448 amino acids)
Biological process (GO): positive regulation of acrosome reaction; binding of sperm to zona pellucida; egg coat formation
Cellular component (GO): extracellular matrix
Molecular function (GO): acrosin binding
Source: RefSeq, a predicted model, not a curated record
UACACCACACUGAUAAAACGAGAAAAUUAACUACUUCAGGGAGAUUUAAUUAGUUUAAUUAAACCAUUUCGAACGGGGUUUGAACAAAGACCAGCAGUGGGUCACCCACCCCGAGAUAUAUAUUUAAUUCGUCCCGUUGCAUGAAGCGGUUAAUUGGAAAUUAAAAUACCACGUGCAUAUCAAUUAGGUUCCGAGUGCAGCCCGCCUCUCCGGUACUAUAAAACGACUCGGUUGCGCGCUUGGAAAGCAGGUGGUUCUGUUGCGCGCUUUAGUUGGUAACGAUGGGUCUCGUAGUAAGGGCUAAGUUUGUGCUUUCAGCGCUGUUCGUGUUUGACUUGCUCAGCGGCGGGCUCGGCUCUUCCUCGCUCGGUUCUAAGCUGUUCAGCGAAGCCGGUAGCGCCGUUGUGAAUUACCCGAGCCCCUCUUCAAAACUCCAGCAACUCAAAGCGAUCCUCCCGCAGACCGUCGCGGCGCAGUGCGGGGAGUCCAGAGUGGUGGUGACGGUGAAGCGGGAUCUGUUCGGGAUCGGCCAGCUGAUCAAGACCUCUGAUGUCCGCUUGGGAAGCUGCGGGGUCACCCGGCUGGACAAUGCGACGCAGAGCAUGGUCUUCGAUGUUCAGCUCCAGGAGUGCGGCAGUACUCUGAGGAUGGUCCAGGACAAGCUAGUUUACAGUUUCAUCUUAAACUACACCCCGACCCCGAAUUCUAACCUGCCCAUCGUGAGAACCAACGGGGCGCAGGUCAGCAUCGAGUGCCGCUAUUUGAGGCUGCAGAAUGUGAGCAGCAAUGCUCUGAAACCCACAUGGGUCCCCUUUACCUCCACCAAGCUAGCAGAGGCUGCCCUGGACUUCUCCCUGAGGCUGAUGACCAAUGACUGGGUCACCCAGAGAACUUCCAAUGUCUACUCCCUGGGGGAUGUCCUGAACAUUGAAGCCUCUGUCAAUGGGGUCAACCACAUGCCCCUCCGGCUCUUUGUGGACAACUGUGUGGCCACCAUGGUCCCCGACAAGAACGCCAGCCCCAGAUACGUCUUCAUUGACAACAGCGGCUGCUUGGUUGAUUCAAAAUUGUCUGCUUCCGGGUCCCGCUUCGUCUCUCCCAGGGUGCAGAACACGAAGCUGCAGAUGAAGCUUGAUGCCUUCAGGUUCUACUCUGAUGCCAGGAGCACCAUCUACAUCACCUGUCACCUGAAAGUGGCAUCUGGGUCCCAGAACGUGGACUCUGUGAACAAGGCCUGCUCUUUCACUGCCAGCUCUGGCAGGUGGAGCUCUGUGGAUGGGAGUGAUCAGGUGUGCAGCUGCUGUAACACUGGGUACUGUGCUGUGGGAGGCCCUUCCAGAAAGAGACGAGGGAGCAGGGCGGCUGGCAACGUGGCUGAAAAGCCAGUGCUGGAAUGGGAAGGUGAUAUUCGUGUCGGACCCCUGAUCGUCGUGGAAACUCUGGACGACCUCGACGUCCUGACGGAGCCAGGCUCCCAGAGUCUCGGGCUGAAAGCAGAAGAUGGAAAAUCGCAAGGCUUCCCUGUUGAGGUUCUGGUCCUGGCUGGUGUGGUCACUGCUGUGGCUCUGGGCUGUGUUGCUGCGCUGGCUGCUGUUCUGUACAGGAGAGCUGGCAAAUCCACUGCUUGAUUUUUGUGCCUGUCAAUGAGAA